Messenger RNA from Brassica oleracea var. oleracea, 1821 nucleotides. RefSeq names its product ACT domain-containing protein ACR1. The record is from RefSeq and is a predicted model, not a curated record. Bases 249 to 1682 code for a protein of 477 amino acids. The transcript is spliced from 7 exons. Lineage: Eukaryota; Viridiplantae; Streptophyta; Magnoliopsida; Brassicales; Brassicaceae.
AUAGAUACAAGACAUGUGAUAAAUAGAUACGAUAUAACUUGGGUUUUCGCUUCUCUCUUUCUCGUCCACAACAUAAGUAUCCCUCCUCUUUUAUAGCUAAAGAAGAAUUAUUCACUAUUUUCUUCCAUAGAAUCUCUCCAUUUUUAGGAUCCUUCUUCUUCAUCCAUUAGUCUCUGUUGAAUCAGAACCUCAACACAAAGGUCUGAAUUUUGAGAGCUAACCAAACAAUACUCGCGGUGAAUAACAAGAUGAUGGAGAUAGCUUAUCAGCCUCGGAUUGAUUCCGAGAUAGAAUCACUCGUCGAGAGAAUCAAUCCUCCCAGUGUUUGUGUAGACAACGACUCAGACCCUAAUUGUACACUCGUUAAGGUAGAUAGCGCGAAUAAGUACGGGAUAUUACUGGACAUGGUCCAGGUUUUAGCUGAUCUCGAUCUCGUUAUCUCCAAAUCUUACAUCUCAUCCGAUGGCGACUGGUUCAUGGAUGUGUUUCACGUGACGGACCAACUCGGGAACAAGCUCACAGACCGAAGCCUGAUUCUAUACAUUCAGCAGGCAAUAUGUUAUAGUAGAAAGGGAGGCAUCACAAAAGAGAUGCAGAGUAAUCUAAAACGUGAAGUGCAGCAGCGCCACGUGUCAACAGAGCACACGGCGUUUGAGAUAACCGGAAUUGACAGACCGGGUCUACUGUCUGAGAUCUCUGCCGUACUUUCCGACAUUGGAUGUCAUGUGACUGCAGCUGUUGCGUGGACCCACCACGAGCGAGCGGCUAUGGUGAUUUAUCUAGAAGACGGGUUCAACGGUGGGCCGAUUAUCGACCCAAUAAGAAAGGCCCAAGUGAAGGACCAUCUUGAUAUAGUCAUGGAGGCCCAUCAAAGAGUCGGCGAUGAGUCUCGUGUCGUCGUGAGUGUGGUCGAGGCUAAAGGAGCUCCGGUCGGAUGGGCCCACACUGAGCGACGUCUUCACGAGCUAAUGUACGCUGAGAGAGACUACGAGAACUGCUUUGGCUGCGACUGCUGCAGUGGAGACAGGUGUGAUGCGUUGUGGAGGGGAAGAUGCGAGAGGAUACACGUAGCGAUCGAAGCAUGCAAUGGUUAUUCAAUGGUGAGCGUUAAGUGUAGAGACAGACCAAAACUAUUGUUCGACACGGUAUGCGCGUUAAAGGAGUUACAAUUCGUUGUGUUUCAUGCCGUCGCUGGAGCAAGGGGCUCAACGGCGGAGCAAGAGUAUUUCAUAAGGAAGAAGAACGGGUGCACGUUAGAAACGGAAGGACAAAGGGAGAGACUAAGGCAUUGUUUGGUAGCUGCGAUAUCGAGACGCGCUUCACGCGGGUUCAAGCUUGACGUUCGGACAAAGAACAAGAUGGGUUUGUUGUCGGAUGUGACGAGAACUGUGAGAGAAAACGGUUUGUCGAUAACGAGAGCAGAGAUGAGUACUCAAGGUGAGAAUGCGGUUGGUUCGUUUUAUGUUGCGGGGGUGAGCGGUGGUGAGAAGGAUGCGAAUGCGGUUGAAGCGGUUGUAAGAGAAUUGCAUGGAGUGGUUGUGUCGGCGGUUAGGACAGUUGGGAUGGUGUCGACGAGGUUAGGUUCGUCAAGUGAUGUGGAGGAGGAAAACAGAGCUAAGUCGUCCAUCGGAAGAUUGUUAUGGUCGAAGUUGGAGAGGUUGUCGACGUCGAUAAGACGAUAAGAUCCUUGCGAAGUCUCCAGUUCUCUCUUUAUUUGUUCUCGGUUGUUCACGUGAUUUAUCAUUGUAAAUAUAGCUGAACUAGGAAUGUGUUUUCCUGAAUGAAAUGUAAUUAAAAGGGAUUGGAUUUAGUUUUGACAUA